AUGGCUCCCAUGGCCAUCGACAUCGCCGAGCCUCUUCCGCGACGAGAAGCUUGGAAACUGCUGCCAGAGCCAACUAUAUACCCGGUCCAGGAUUCCCGUUUCGAAAGCCACGUCCCAUCACAGCCCGAUGACUACAAGGCGGCCAAGGCUAGGCCCAGAUCCGUCAACGAUGCUGUCAUCGUCAUUGACAAUGGAUCGUCGGCUGUCCGUGCCGGAUGGUCGUUCGAAAAGGAGCCCCGAUUCGUCAUACCACCCAUCAUGGCGAAAUACCGCGACCGCAAGAUGGGCAAGACGUUUUCCUUUGUAGGUGCCGACUGCUAUGCCGAUACAGCUGCAAGGAGCCACAUACGCAACGCCUUUGAACAGGGUACAGGCAUUGUUGCCAAUUGGGACGUCAUGGAGCACAUUCUCGACUUCACCUUUAUCAAGCUCGGCCUCAACGGUGCAGAUGGUGCGAUCGACAUGCCCGUUGUCAUGACGGAAGCAGUGGCCAACCUUGCCUACUCACGAAAAAGCAUGACCGAAAUUAUCUUUGAGUGCUACGGCGCCCCCUCACUUGCCUACGGCAUCGACUCCCUCUUCUCCUACAGCCACAACAAGGGCAGCACCGGCCUUGUGGUAUCUUCGUCCUACAGUGCCACACAUGUCAUCCCGGUGUACAACUCAAAGGCCAUCCUGUCACAGGCGAUCCGGCUUAACUGGGGCGGCUCACACGCGGCAGAGUACAUGCUGAAGCUAAUCCGGCUCAAGUACCGCGACUACCUCAGCAGCAACCUGAAGCUGAACCCGUCGCAGUCAGAGAACUGGCUCAAGGAGUUUGGGUACGUGUCCAAGGACUACGACAGCGAAUUGCGCACGUACCUGGACUGGACGGGGCUGGAGGACCGCGAACGCAUCGUGCAAUACCCAUAUACGGAGGAGGUGGUGGUGCAGAAGACGGAGGAGGAGCUGGCCAAGAUUGCGGAGCGCAAGAAGGAGAGCGGACGGCGGUUGCAGGAGCAAGCAGCCAAGAUGCGGCUGGAACGUCUGAUGAAGAAGGAGCGCGAGCUGGAGUACUUCAAGAGCAUCCAGAUACAGAUCGCGGAGCAGCCCAAGAAGGAGACCAAGCGGCUGCUAGACGAGGCCGAGGUGAAGGACGAGGCAGCGCUCGAGCGACAGGUCAAGGACCUGGAGCGGUCGAUCCGACGGGCACGACAGAAGGACCUGGGCGGUGACCCGGAAGAGGAGACGGAGGCGCCGGACUUCUCGCUGCUAGAGGUGCCGGACGACCAGCUGGACGAGGCCAGCCUGAAGACGAAACGCCACCAGCGGCUGCUCAAGUCGAACCACGAUGCACGGGCGCGAGCCAAGGCGGAGAAGGAGGCGGAGAAGGCACGCAUUGCAGAAGAGGCGCGACUGGAGGAGGAGCGGCGCACAAACGACUUUGCCGGCUGGCUAGAGGAGAAGCAACAGGCGCGAUUCGGGGUGCUGGCCAAGAUCAAGGAGCGCGAGCGGCUCGACAACGAGGAUCGCGAGGAAAACCCAGACGUGGCUCUCAAGGCGCUGGAGGACCUGCUGCUGCUGCACGAUCCUAACUUUACGUACGAGCACACGCGCGAGGCGCAGGACGACUGGAGCAAGAAGCUGCUGCACGCCUUUGAACGCGGUCCGCGGCCGUUUGAUGCCGACAGCCCGGCUGAGAGGCACCAGAUUCACCUCAACGUCGAGCGGAUCCGUGUGCCCGAGGUCCUGUUCCAGCCGAGCGCCAUUGCCGGGCUCGACCAGGCCGGUCUCGUCGAGAUCGCCGGCGACAUUCUGACCCAACGCCUGACCGGCCUGUCCGGCGGUAUCAGCCGUGACGAUUUUCUGCGCGACGUCUUCCUCACCGGUGGCCUUACGCUCUUCCCCAAUUUUGACCACCGUCUACAAUCCGGUCUGCAGGCCCUGCUCCCGGCGGGCGCGCCUCUCCGCCUACGCCGUGCCCAGGACGCCCUCACGGAUGCCUGGCGCGGUGCCGCCGACUGGGCCGGCUCGGCUGCCUGGAAGACGGCCGCACUGACCAAGGCCGAGUACCAGGAAAAGGGAGCGGACUAUCUCAAGGAACACGACAUGGGCAAUGCGUUUGCAUAG
This is a messenger RNA of Grosmannia clavigera kw1407, 2109 nucleotides long. RefSeq names its product chromatin remodeling complex subunit. The record is from RefSeq and is a predicted model, not a curated record. Lineage: Eukaryota; Fungi; Ascomycota; Sordariomycetes; Ophiostomatales; Ophiostomataceae. The coding region runs from base 1 to 2109 and encodes 702 amino acids. Gene Ontology annotation, biological process: regulation of DNA-templated transcription. Gene Ontology annotation, cellular component: cytoplasm; Ino80 complex. The transcript is spliced from 5 exons.